Gekko japonicus is the source of this 1803-nucleotide messenger RNA. It is a transcript of the gene SPOCK2, whose product is annotated as sparc/osteonectin, cwcv and kazal-like domains proteoglycan (testican) 2. Lineage: Eukaryota; Metazoa; Chordata; Lepidosauria; Squamata; Gekkonidae. The transcript has 10 exons. The record is from RefSeq and is a predicted model, not a curated record. Gene Ontology annotation, molecular function: protein binding; calcium ion binding. Bases 1 to 1710 code for a protein of 569 amino acids.
AUGGAGAAACAGAGCAAAAUUCGGGCCUUGGUAAGGAGCGUCAGGACCAGGGGGUAUGUCGACCUCAUGCAACUGGCUACACUACAAGGCCUCAUGAUCUCCACGAUCGAGCACUGCGGACACCUGAUCGCGCAAGGCAAAUGGUCCCCACAACAAGCCUCUCACAGCAUAAAUUGGCUGGAACUCCGGGCUGUCUCCCUAGCACUGAGGGCCUCUCACCAACACAUGCAGGACCAGCACCUGCUAGUACGCACAGACAACAUGUCCACAAAGGCACACAUCAACCGACAGGGAGGCACCAGGUCGAAAUCCCUAUUCAAGGAGUCAAGGAUUCUGCUUCAAUGGGCAGAACAAUACACCUUAAGUCUCCGGGCAGAACACCUAAGGGGCCUGUCCAACCAACAGGCGGACUGGCUAAGCAGGGAGAACCUGAACCCGGGCAAAGAAGUAUUCACCGAGAUCACACGGCGAUUCGGAAUGCCUGUGAUGGACCUCCUUGCGAACUCUCAGAAUCACCAAGUCGACCAGUUCCUAUCCCGAUACCACUACUCGGGAGCAGAGGGGAUUGACGCACUCUCUCACCCAUGGCCACAGGGCCUACUAUACGCCUUCCCACCUACAGCCCUCAUAGGGGAUGACUACAUCAAGAGCUGGGAGGAUAAUCAGCCAGCUGAUGAAGGUGUGGAUACUACUAAGGAUCCCUGCCAGAAAGUUAAAUGCAGCCGUCAUAAAGUGUGCAUUGCCCAGGGCUACCAGCGGGCCAUGUGUAUUAGCCGCAAGAAACUGGAGCACAGAAUCAAGCAGCCUGCCCUGAAACUCCAUGGAAACAAGGACAGCUUUUGCAAGCCUUGUCACAUGACCCAGCUCGCAUCUGUCUGUGGCUCUGAUGGACACACUUACAGCUCUGUGUGUAAACUGGAGCAGCAGGCCUGCCUAACCAGCAAACAGCUGACAGUCAAGUGCGAGGGGCAGUGUCCGUGCUCAACCGAACAUAACCCGACCUCAGCCACAGAUGUCAAGCAAGAGACCUGCACUGGCCAAGACUUGGCAGACCUGGGUGAUCGGCUACGUGACUGGUUCCAGCUGCUUCAUGAGAAUGCCAAGCAGAACAGCUCUGGGAGCACAGGGGCCAGUCCAGUGAAUGUGCUGGACAAGAGCCUGGUAGCCAGUUGCAAGGACUCCAUUGGCUGGAUGUUUUCCAAACUGGACACCAACGGGGACCUUUUCCUGGACCAGACAGAGCUGGCAGCCAUCAACCUGGACAAGUACGAGAUUUGCAUCCGGCCUUUCUUCAACUCCUGCGACACCUAUAAGGAUGGACGCGUCUCCACUGCGGAGUGGUGCUUCUGUUUCUGGAGAGAAAAGCCUCCCUGUCUUGUGGAGCUGGAGAGAAUUCAGAUCCAGGAAGCAGCAAAAAAGAAACCUGGGGUUUUCAUUCCCAGCUGCGAUGAGGAUGGCUACUACCGGAAGAUGCAGUGUGAUCCAGGCAGUGGAGAGUGUUGGUGUGUUGACCAUCUUGGCAUGGAGCUAACAGGAACACGGAUGCAUGGGACCCCAGAUUGUGAUGACAUAGUUGGGUUCUCAGGGGACUUUGGGAGUGGUGUUGGAUGGGAAGACGAGGAAGAGAAAGAGGUGGAAGAAACUGGCGAGGAGGCCGAAGAAGAGGAGGGAGAGGCAGGGGAGGCCGAUGAUGGAGGCUACAUCUGGUAGAAGUGGUGACAAGCACAGUUUGGUCGGGAUGCUGGCUGAAGGGCUGGGAGACAGCAGUCAAAACUCAAGGGAGAGGAACAGCUUAACAAGAUG